This is a messenger RNA of Tachysurus fulvidraco (yellow catfish), 2523 nucleotides long. RefSeq lists its product as uncharacterized. Gene Ontology annotation, biological process: proton motive force-driven ATP synthesis. The coding region runs from base 445 to 2190 and encodes 581 amino acids. NCBI's taxonomy places the organism in Eukaryota, Metazoa, Chordata, Actinopteri, Siluriformes, Bagridae. The record is from RefSeq and is a predicted model, not a curated record. The transcript is spliced from 7 exons. Gene Ontology annotation, molecular function: proton transmembrane transporter activity.
ACACAUUUAGGCAUAAAUUAUUGUGAUUUUCUUUGCUUUGAUUCUUAAUGUGGUUAAUGUGUAUUCUAGAAAAUUGAUCCGAGGUGAUCAUUACUGAAUUGCAUUAGCAAAUAUAUGUUCUUAUAUAAUUAAAAAGAAAGAAUGAAAGAAGGAACCAGUAUAAAAGAGUUAAAAAAAAAGGAGGGAUGUUGGGUGGAGUGAAGGAGAAUAGGGGAGUUUUCACUGGUUAUGAAACUCAAGGCACAAACACUUGGUUGAUGUUUUCCCCUUACAAUUUGCAAGGGAAUUACUGGGACUUCCAGUUAUAGGACUCAAACUCACUGCAGCUGCAAAAGGAACAAGAUGAACAGAUUUUUUGGUAUGUAAAGUUACUUUUGCAGUGAAAGUUAUUAAACUACAUCAGUAAGUUUUAUUUCCUACAGGAAGAGAUUAAAAAGCUCAACCAUGGCAGCUUCCUUGCUCAGAAUUGGACGACUGGGAUCUCUAAAGGCCCUGCAGGCAGAAAGCUUGAGUGCAUUACAAACAGCCCCAGCUGUUGCUCUCAGUUCAAAAUCUGGGGAGGGCAAGAAGUCCAAAAAGUCCAAAAAAGAAAAGUCCACACAGACAACGUACUUUGAUAUAGAAAAACUUAUCCAACACAAAUCCUAUCCAGGAGUCAGUGAGGAAGUAACACCCAUUGCCACCACUGCUGUGGGAGCGGUUUCUGCAUUAGCUGCAGCCAUUCCUAAGCAAGCUGCAGCAGCUCAAACUGCUGAAGCUGUUCCUGUACCUACGGCAAGUGAAAUUUCACCUCUUGCAGACGUCUGUGAGGCUGCAGUGGAAACAACACCUAUCGCUGGAAUCACUGCUAAACCUGCUGUAGAAGCUGCAGCACCAGUUGCAGAGGUCACAGCUGAAGCUAGGUCUAUUGCUGAAACAGCAACAGAAGUCACUUCCUCUGUUACUGAAGCUGUGGGUAAAACUGUACCUGCAGAAGAAACUUCAACAAUUGCUGAAACAACUGCUCCUGCUGUAUGCAUUACUGAAGCUACACCUUUUGUUGAGGCCGCUGCUGCGGUAGUUGAAAGUGCACCUGUUGCAGAAGCCCCAAAUGCUGCUUGCACAGUUGAAGCCAUACCCAUUCCGGAAUCUACCCCAGAACCAGUUUGCCUUGAUCCUGAAGCAACUCCUGCAGAACUUUUUGCAGAAGUCACAUCUCAGAUAAUGCUUACAGAUACUGCUGCCCCUACAGAGGUUGCCCCAGAAGUUGUAGCUGAAGCAACUCCUGCUGCAGUUUCCACAGAAGCUACUCCAGAGGUUAUGGCAGAAACAGCCACCACAUCAGUUGCCCCAGAGUUUACAGUUAAAGCAGCCCCUACAGAAGUUGCCCCAGAGGUUACAUCUGAAGCAUCUAAUGCUGCAGUUGCCACAGAAUCUACUCCAGAAGUCAGGGCAGAAACAACCACCAUGCCAGUUGCCCCAGAGUCUACAGUUGAAGCAGCUUCUACAGAAGUUGCCCCAGAAGUUACACCUGUAGCAUCUAAUGCUGCAGUGGCUACAGAAUCUACUCCAGACGUCAGGGCAGAAACAACCACCAUGCCAGUUGCCCCAGCUUCUAUAGUUGAAGCAGCCCCAACAGAAGUUGUCCCAGAAGUUAUGACAGAAGUGACCCCUACAGAAUCUACCCAAGAACUUGCAGUGGAAGCACCUCCCUCAGAAAUUGCAACUGAAGCUUUAUCUUCUCUAGAACCUGAGGCUUCCUCAGUAACAGAAGCUGUUGUUGAGGCCGUACUAGAAGCUGCUGCUGAAGCAGUAACUGAAGUCAUUGAAGAAACUGUCCCUGUUAAAGCUGUUGCCGAAGUAGUGGAAGCGAUUGUUGAAACUGUAGCUGAAGUUGCUGAUGUUGUCAGUGAAGCAGAAAAGCAGGAUGACAUUGUCACUGUGAUCACAGAUGCAGCAGAACCUCCUGUUGAAGUGGAUGCGCCUGAGGCUGGCUUGGACCCUAUUCAGAAACUCUUUUUGGAUUCCAUUCGCAGCUAUUCCACAAUGAGCACGGGAACUAGUGCUCUAGUUGAUACAGGUCCUGAAUACCACAAGGCCCUGGCUGAGGAAAUUACCAAACUACAAAGACUAUACGGUGGUGGAGACCUGGAAUCAUUCCCGGAGUUUAAUUUCCCUGAUCCAAAGCUGGAUGAUGUGUACACCAAGUAAACAAUUUUAUCACACCAUUACACCACCAUGUGCCCCAGCCUGGGACAAAUACGAGGACCUCGGUUGAGCUUUUUAAUAUAUAGAGACUGUGAAGUCUUUCCAACAUUCAGAUAAAAAGCCUGUCUAUGUAUCCAUAUCGAUAUUACAGUACAGGUUAGGAGAAAUAUUACACUCUGCAAUUUUCUGCAUUCUACUUUCUAGGUUUCUAUAAUUGGAAAAGGAACUGAUUUAAUAUAUCUACAGUAUGUGUGUACUGUGUUUCUGUGUGUCGAACCUGGUUCUGGAUCUUUACUGAAAAUUUGUGGAAAAUAAACUUUUGUGAUGUUCUAAAAA